Molecule: messenger RNA, 870 nt
Organism: Racocetra persica
Lineage: Eukaryota; Fungi; Glomeromycota; Glomeromycetes; Diversisporales; Gigasporaceae
Source: the annotation of a GenBank genome assembly
AUGGGAAAACGAAAAGCUAAUAAAAGUGAAGAUCCUAUCGACUCGCCAUCUAUGGAUGUAUCUGAGGAAGAAGAAAUAGACUCUGACGAAGGUGUUUCUGACGGGGAAGAAAAUGCGCACUUGGAAGAGGAAAUAGUGGAUAUAGACUUUGACUUUUUUGACCCAAAACCGAUAGACUUCCACUCAAUAAAGAAUUUGGUGAUUCAAUUAUUUUCCGCGGACGCUGAACUAUUUUGCAUUAGCGAACUCACUGAACUGAUUAUUAGUCAACCAUUAUUGGGUACCACUGUAAAAGUUGAUGGUGCAGAUUCAGAUCCCUAUGCAGUUCUUACAGUUUUGAAUAUGAAUGAACAUUCAGAAAAAAAAUGUAUAAAAGAUCUAGUUACAUAUUUAUUAGACAAGACAAAACAAGAUUCAGUCUUAAAUGACAAACUUGAUACGUUAUUAAAAAAAGAUUCCAUAGAACAUGUUGGAUUAAUAUUAAGCGAAAGAUUAAUUAACAUGCCAGUACAAAUUGUACCGCCUAUGUAUAAAAUGUUGCAAGAGGAAAUUCAAUGGGCUGUUGACGAUAAUGAACCAUAUAACUUUGAAUGGUACCUUGUAUUGUCUAAAACUUAUCAAGAAGUAAUGUCUACUUUGGAUGACGAAAGUAAACCAAGUAAAAAACAAAAAAAGAAAAAAGCAAAGGAUGAAAUCAUUGAACAGAACGCAGACUACCAAUUAAAUUUCAAUUUUACAAAACAACCAUCAGUUUCAGAUUCCAAAAGAACUUUUUCAAAUUUUGGCAUUGCACCUGCUAUGAAGCUGUUUUUAAUUAAUAGGUCAAAGUUUGACAAUUUGAUUCGAGAUUUAGAAAAUGCUUGCAAAUAA